This is a messenger RNA of Ruditapes philippinarum (Manila clam), 1377 nucleotides long. Its product is annotated as putative inhibitor of apoptosis. Lineage: Eukaryota; Metazoa; Mollusca; Bivalvia; Venerida; Veneridae. The record is from RefSeq and is a predicted model, not a curated record. The transcript has 4 exons. Bases 790 to 1377 code for a protein of 195 amino acids.
UCCGCCCUUUAAAUCCUAUACCCUUGCAGUAUUUUCUUCAAAAUUCAAAUACUUACCAAAACAAGGCAUUGUGCAGAACCUGUGUACAUGUAGCUGCUUUGCACGUUCAAUAUCACUAUUGAAGGUCAACUGUCUGACGAUUUUGUGUUGCUUUCUGUAUGAAUCCCCUACCAUUUGAUAGAUCAAAUGACUUUUCUUAAACUUAAAUCCAAUGUUUUCUUUGAAAAAUAAUACACAAUAAUGUAGAGAUUCGUAAAUGUAUUUCGUGGACGCUUGCCAACGUAAACAAUAAAACAUAAAAUCCAUUUUAUGUCAUUGUAAAAUAUACAUCUGAUAUUAUAUAAGAUAUUUAUAGUUUAUACGUUGCCUUCAACAUUGGAUUUAAUCAUUUGAGCAUUUGCCAAUAUAGUAUGUUUACAAACUUUGAUGUAUUAUGUUGGCUCAUAACAUUUUAAUAAGGUAUUCAAACGAACAUGGUAUACGAAACUAUGAUUUAUUUUUCAGGAUAUAUUAAAUAAUGGUGGGGGACUGUGUUAAAUCAUCAAUAUUAAAUUAAAUUAAAAUGCAUGUGUAAGGCGAAACAUUAUACGAGUACAUUUUAUUCAGCAGAAAUUUGAAAAGGUGAUGCAGUUUACAUGGAGAGUUGUACAUGGAAACAUUGUACUGUGCAACAAAUAAUCAACGAUAUCAUAUUAUAAUUAACAAUGUCAGCAGCACAAGUGUUCGCUGAAUAACGAAAAUGAUUUAGUAAAAAAUAAGUAAAGCCAAAUUGUAAGGCAUUUAAUACACAUGAACAGAUCUCUAAACUAUAAAAUGAAUAAAACGGUACUUGAAACGCUCAUAUCAGAAACACAUGGACAGUUUCAACACAAUUUAUGUAGAAACAUCGUUCCAGAACCAACCAAUGCCUACAUUUGUCCAAUUCCUUACGAUCACGACUAUACUUUACCUAUUUGUAAAGUUGUUAACAAUGAAACAUUACCAGCUCCUGCUAUAACAAUAAAUGAUUCAAAUAUUUUUGAUGUUGAUAAUCUGUCGUCAAAAGUUCCCUCUGAAGUUCAAUAUGAAAGUUAUAAGGAUCAUGAUAAAAGGCUGUUGACGUUCCAAAAUUGGGGAGGACGGAAACCAGAUGCAAAGUCUCUAAACCAAGCUGGAUUCUUUUACACUGGCGUUGGAGACACGAUCCGCUGCUUCACGUGUGGCAUUAAUAUUAAAGACUUUGCUGAAGAUAUGAAACCAAUCAAGGAACAUAUUAGACAUUCUGACCAGUGCCCAUAUCUGCUGAUUCUUCUCGGUGAAACUAGGCUUGAAGAAUGUAAGAAACACCUUCGUACCCACGAUAGUGAAUACAAAAAAAGAGUCACAAACUCUAGGUAG